UGUUCUGUGUGUCUUAUGUGUCAUCCCUCCUCCCUCUGUCUCCCAAACCUCAGCCCCUCCUCAACACUACAGGGUCAGUUAUCCUCCGAUACUUCCCAGCCUAGAGCAGGAAUAAUGAGGGGUCAAAGGUGACAGGUGCAGCCGGGUUUUAAAGGGGACACAGCUUCACUAGCCUCAGACUGGUUCCAGAAGAGGAAAGGCACAAGAGAGAUCACCAUGCCUUCACUACAGAGGAGGAAGACCAUUGGCUUGUGCUUAAACGAAAAGAAAAAAAGGAAACUCGGCUUUCACGUAUUUGAGGAACUCUGCAGAAACCAUGGAUACAGUGUAAUUGAUAUUGACCUGACCCAACCAAUCAGUAGCCAAGGGACAUUUGAUUUGAUCAUCCACAAAAUUUCAGAUCUCCUUGUUGAAGCUGGUCAGGAUUUGGCUUCCCAUCACCUUGUCCAGAGGCUACAGGUAUAUCUGGACACACAUCCCUAUACUGUUCUUCUAGACCCACUACCUGCUCUGCACAUACUGUUGGACAGAUUUCAGUCAUACAGGCUCCUGCACACAUUGGAGUCCUACAGUCAAGGGUCCAGUGGCAUCUUUUCUCCUCCGUGUGUAGAACUGGUAACCAAGAACUGUGACGUGGUAACACUGGUCAGGACUCGUCUCACAUUUCCCUUAAUUUGUAAAACCCGACUGGCUCAUGGCCCGCGCUCCCACCAGAUGUCCCUGAUAUUUAAUGAAGGUGGAUUGAGUGAAGUAAAACCCCCUUGUGUCCUGCAAAGCUUCAUCAACCACAAUGCCACCCUAUAUAAGGUUUUUGUUGUAGGAUCACAGCAUUUUGUUGUGCAAAGACCCUCGCUGCGCAAUUUCCCUCUUGGGGAAACAGAUCAAAGCACAAUCUUCUUUGAUAGUAAUCAGGUAUCCAAAGCUGAGUCAUGCUCCUACCUAUCAGAGGCAGUUCCAAGCACAGGGGUUGCGGCGCCUUCAGAUUCAGUGGUAAACCAAGUGGUUCAGGGGUUACGGGAGGCUUUAGGAAUGUCCCUUUUUGGUGUGGAUUUAAUUGUGGACACGAAGACUGGACGCGUUGCGGUUAUUGAUGUUAAUGCAUUUCCAGGCUAUGAUGGUGUCGCGGGAUUCUGUUCAGCUCUAUUCUCGCACGUUGAAAAGGUUUUAAAUAUCGGCAACAAAGCUUCAGCCACUUCAUCUGAAUCUAGUGAAACCCACCAACCCUCGGAGCACGCUGGUCUGCAGGCACUUGGCUCUUUUCGUGGGACACGGUUAUCUGAGCAGUGGCCCAGGCAGACACUGUCACCAAAAAUAUACAAGAAAGACAUUACUCGCCACCCUUAUAUAGACUUGCGUGCACAAGCCGUAUCUACAGACUGGUAACAACCCAAGACCUAGAAAAGAAUAUGUUUCCUACUUGCACAGCUUUGAGCAAACUACAGCUUUUUUUUAAAGCAGUUAAUACACAUUGAUCAAGACUGAAAAAAAACUUUACAGAUAAUAUAAAACCCAUGAUAUUUUAGAUGUAUUUAUCUUUAUUUAGGCAGCAAUCAUUCAUAUAUGCAAUAAAUACAACCCUUAGGGGCAGAUUUAUCUAGGGUCGAAGUGAAAAUUCAAAAUUUCAAGUUUCAAAACUGUUAAAUUCAACU
Molecule: messenger RNA, 1649 nt
Organism: Xenopus laevis (African clawed frog)
Lineage: Eukaryota; Metazoa; Chordata; Amphibia; Anura; Pipidae
Product: provisional ortholog of inositol-tetrakisphosphate 1-kinase S homeolog
Exons: 10
Coding region: 217-1383 (388 amino acids)
Source: RefSeq, a predicted model, not a curated record